Klebsormidium nitens is the source of this 1608-nucleotide messenger RNA. NCBI's taxonomy places the organism in Eukaryota, Viridiplantae, Streptophyta, Klebsormidiophyceae, Klebsormidiales, Klebsormidiaceae. The record is from the annotation of a GenBank genome assembly.
CCGUUACAAUCCACCGUGGCACUUCAGAGACACCCCAUUGGGUCGCUUCGUUCCCCCCAAUAUGCCUGGCACCUCGACCCACACCGUGCCACUAGCUGCCAGGCUCGCCUCAUGCAGGCUGCAAAGCAGACUGAACGGUGCUGGCAGCUAGCUUGCGAGGCAGGACAGGGUGGCCCGGGCAGGGAGGCUUUAUGGCGUUCUCCGAUAUGGACGCGGCAAUGCUAUUAUAUCCCCAUGCUGUAGGUUAUGUUAGCAAGCUAGAGCCUUCAAAUUUUGUCCAAGCACACCCUCACCAGAUCGCUACCGAGAUGGUAAUGAACGCUGAGUUUUGUCAGCUGGCUUGCUUGGACCCGAGCUCUGACAAUUCUGCAUUGGUCAGCAUUGUCGAGCAACUCCAGCAAGCUGUGUCUGCUCGACUUGCGCAUCAGUUGCACCAGGCCCAGCUUGUACACACUGCACAGCAUAGCACUGGUUUCAUUACGCCGGUAAAGGCUCCGACUGCGGGAGCUUCUCCGUUUGGGGGACUACAGGCUGAAGUGCAAUCUGAGGUCGAUGCAGGAGGUGACACUGUUGUCUUGCCAGGGGCCCCUGCCAAUACUGGAAAAAAGACCAGAACGAACUGGUCGGUGUAUGAAGGUGACAUGCUGAAUGCUCAGAUGAAGAUACACGAGGACAUGCUGCUGGAUCCGAGCACGGGCAUCAAGUAUAGAACAAUGAGCGGCGCAGAGAGAUUCACCAUGAUCAGCGAGCGCUUAUCUCAGUUGAAUCCACCAGUGCACCGCACAAUCAGCCAGAUUGAAGACAAGUGGGAUAGAAUGACGAGCGACUUCAAGAAGGUGUACGACUGGGACAAGCAGCCUCCAAGUGGGAAGCCCUCGUAUUGGAACAUGACACAGGAUAUGAAGAAGGACCAGAAGAUGCCCCCAGCUUUCCCCAAAGCUCUCUUUGACAGCAUGCUGUGGAUGAAGCAGAGAACCAGUGUCGAGCCCCCUUUCGUGUACGACAGUGGCCGGGCUCAUCAGACUGCAACUCCAGAGGGCGAGGACGAAGACGACAGCGAUAAAGAGACCCCUACAGCACCUUCAGACAGUUCAGGAAUCAUGAGGGGAGGCGCUCGUGGGCAAAGCGCAGGUGAAAACCAGCGUGUGAAAGGUUUGAAGCGGGACAGAUCUGCAGCUGGUUUGAGUGACACUUUGAGAGCGAAUAACGCUGACACGAAUAGUAUGCUUAGAGAUUGUGAGCAGCUGAAAGAUGCUCGUCACAAAGAGAUGAAAGCUUUGAAAGAGAGGGAGCUAAAGCUAGAGGAAGAGAAGUUGAAGGUGGUUGAGAAGGGCGCGGUGACGGCGGCCCAAACGGGUCAAGGUUUGAUAGCAGCUUUGGGGGACUUGGCCAAAGCCGUUAUUGUUUUGGCCAAUAAGUAGGUAGUCCAGAAGUGGAGGUAGAGUAAUAAUGAUGAUUUUAUUCGAUAUUAUUUCCUGCAUUCUCCUCUGGACCCUAUCAGCAACUAUUAACUCAUGGUUUUGAGACAAAUUAUCAUUGGCUAAGAUAACCACUACUGAGAUCAUUGUCAGCUGGAUAAUAAUCUAUGAUCCCGAUGAAAGAUGCAAG